This is a messenger RNA of Bactrocera neohumeralis, 7599 nucleotides long. It is a transcript of the gene Cka, whose product is annotated as striatin-3. Bases 644 to 2962 code for a protein of 772 amino acids. The record is from RefSeq and is a predicted model, not a curated record. Lineage: Eukaryota; Metazoa; Arthropoda; Insecta; Diptera; Tephritidae. The transcript has 6 exons. Gene Ontology annotation, molecular function: protein binding.
AGACAAAAGGAAUAAGAAAGAACGGAAUCGGAAACAUUCCUGUUCGGUCCACGAAAAUCUGCUGCCAGUGACAAAGUUUUUAUAAACCAAUAUUUUAGUGUAGUCCUGAAUUAUGAGUGAUUGUUGAAAUUACGUGUAUAUUAAUUAAUUCAUUAAGCAGCGUAUUUUGAAUUCUUGAUAUUGAAGCAAAUAGUUUAAAGUGAUAAAUCGUUGAAGUGUAUGAGACUAUUGCAGAUCAUUACCAUCAUUGUGUAAUUUUCAUUGUAAUCACUCACAGCAUCAUAAAUUGAAUCGGGCGAAAAGUCUGCCUAGUCCAAAAAACAGUGCGAUAAAAAUAUUUUUAAGAAAUAUUUUAUAAAGAACCAAUGAAACAAAAAAGCAAUAUAAAUAAAUUGUAAUUCUACAAAGCCAUCGGAUAACUUCGUAUAAAAAACAUCAUAUUAAAAUUGCAAAAACCGAAACUAAAUUUGUCCAAAAACCUACAUAAGCAAACCUUUAAGUGCAAAUAUAAAAACUUCGUUUAUUGCAACGUCUGCAACAAAAAGUUGUUGCAAAAAUACAACAAAAUUCCAACGGCUUACAAUUAAUUAUAAGUUAAAAUCGCAAUAUAUUCGGAAACGCGUUAGCAUAAAAAUAAAUUUCGAUGGGCACUAAUUCAGGAGCAACAACCGGCAUAAAUAAUAAACCCGUCGGUGCGGGUGGUGCAAGCGGUAGUAGCGUUGUUGGCGGUGGCGGCGCCAGUGGUGUAGGUGGCGUUGGCGGUGUUGGUGGUGUCGGAAACAACAGUUUGAGCGGUGUCGUCGGAGCUGGAGGGAUUGGCAUUAGUAAUAAUAGUACGCCCGGAACUGUAGGUCUUGGUACCGGAAGCAAUGGUAGUGAAGAUAGUGGCAAUGGUGGAGGUGGCGGGUCUACCGGCCAGAACAAUCAACAAACUACGCCACAAUAUACCAUACCAGGCAUUCUACACUUUAUACAGCAUGAAUGGUCCCGUUUCGAGUUAGAACGGUCUCAAUGGGAUGUUGAUAGAGCAGAAUUACAGGCGCGCAUAGCAAUGCUAUUGGGCGAACGAAAAUGUCUCGAAAGCCUCAAAUCAGAUCUGACACGACGCAUUAAAAUGUUAGAGUACGCUUUGCGACAAGAGCGUGCCAAAUUCUAUCGACUCAAAUAUGGUACUGAUCCGCCUCAAUUGAAUGAGUUGAAGCCACCAACUGAUGAUGCUGGUCUUGGUAGUGAAGUAGCACCUGAUUCGGAAGUACCAUACAGUUCAGUAUCGAAUACAACUUGGCGGCAAGGUAGACAAAUGCUACGACAGUAUUUGGCCGAAAUCGGUUACACAGAUAAUAUAAUCGAUGUACGUUCGAAUCGAGUGCGCUCAAUACUUGGUCUCAAUAACAACUCCGAACAGGAGGAGAAUGUCAGCCCCAAUAUAAAUGGCAAUGAGAAUAAUAAACGUACUGCGGAAUCAGAGGGUCGUCGCACACCAGCUAAAAAAGCACAACAAAAUGAUGCCAUAAUUUUGGAUACUGAGGCCGCGGUAAUGGCUAAUUUCGAAUUUCUUGGUACUACUGAAAUGUCUGAUGACGAUGAGAUUUCUGACGAUCUCGAAAUGGUCUCUGGCGAAAACGAUGAUACCGAUAUGAAAACAACAAAACGUAACAAAAGUAGCAAGGAUUUGAUAAGCGAAGAUCUUGAUGCCGAGGUUGGGGAGCAGCUUCUGAAUGAUAUAAAUCUAAUAACCGAAGGAUACUCAUCAUCGAAUACGACGGAACAAUUGAACAACACUGCUAACAAUGCAGCUGCCUCAGCCGCGGCCCGGCGCAAUCUCAUUACCGCCGUCACAGCCGGUGGCGAUGAAGAAGUUGACGCCUCACUCGGCCUUGGCGAGCUGGCACAAUUGACGGUGAACAACGAGGCGGAAAGUUCGUACGAUGCGAACGCUAAGGAUGGCACUGGUGGCGGUACUGGUAGCUACCGUAAAACUUGGAACGCUAAAUAUACGCUGCGUUCCCAUUUCGAUGGUGUACGUUCAUUGAUUUUCCACCCGGAAGAACCGGUGCUGAUCACUGCAUCUGAAGAUCACACACUCAAAUUGUGGAAUCUACAGAAAACGGUACAAGCCAAAAAGUCAGCUAGUCUCGAUGUGGAGCCACUAUACACGUUCCGUGCACAUACCGGACCCGUACUGUGUCUCGGCAUGUCCACCACCGGUGACGUUUGCUAUUCGGGCGGUUUGGAUGGUAAUAUUGAAUGCUGGCAGCUACCAUCGCCAAACAUCGAUCCCUAUGAUUGCUACGAUCCGGGCGUACAUUCAGGCACAUUAGAGGGUCACACAGACGCUGUGUGGGGACUGACUACGAUGCAUAGCAAUAUUGUGUCAUGCUCAGCCGAUGGCACCGUGAAACUCUGGUCGCCGUACACCAAGGAGCCGCUAUUGCGCACCUACACUGCUUCCGAGGCUGAAGGUACACCAUCAUCUGUGGAUUUCGUGCGCAAUGAAGUCGAUCACAUUGUGGUGGCGUAUAAUAGCGCUCAUUGUAUUGUGUAUGAUACGGAAACCGGCAAGCAGGUGGUCAAAUUGGAGGCUACACAGGAGAUGUCUGGCAAUACGGGGAAAUUCAUUAAUAAAGUGGUAUCGCAUCCGACGCUGCCUAUAACAAUCACUGCGCAUGAGGAUCGACAUAUACGCUUCUGGGAUAACGUUUCGGGUACGUUGAUACAUUCGAUGGUGGCACAUUUGGAACCGGUCACGUCGCUUGCUGUGGACGCGCAUGGCCUGUAUUUGCUAUCGGGCUCACACGAUUGCUCGAUACGACUUUGGAAUUUAGACAAUAAGACAUGUGUGCAGGAGAUCACAGCGCAUCGCAAGAAAUUCGAUGAGAGUAUAUUUGAUGUGGCGUUCCAUGCUACUAAGCCAUACAUCGCUAGCGCUGGGGCGGAUGGUUUGGCCAAGGUGUUUGUUUAAAUAUGCAUAUUUUGGCCUAAUCAAAAUCAUCAGCAAAACAACCACCACCACCACCAAACAACAACAACCCGCUAGAUAACAAACAUAUAUGUGUGUGUGCGUCAUUAAAAAAUGAUGGUGAAAGCAAUGAGUUGAGAAAAUUGAUUUUAAGAGGACCAUGCGACGUUGAUAAAAGCGACGAAGGAAGAGUAGCAGAGUAAUUUAGUAAAACACGACACGCUGUUAAGAGAGUUAAUGGAGCAGGAGGAUGUCAAAUAGCAAGCAAGCAGUUGAACGAUUGAAGAAUUGUAGUGCAAGUAGAGCUGUAGUUGGUUUAAAUUAACAAAACAGAAGUAACAAAAACAAACAACUAAUUAUAUAUAUAUAUAUGAUACAUUUAUUAUUAUAAAAAUAUGGAUUAAGAAGCAUUUCUACUACAUACAUACAACAACAAAAAGGAAAAUUGCUAUAUAUAUACAUAUAUAUAUAUAUAUAUAUAUAUAUGCAUAAUAAACAAAUAAAUAAAUAAUACAACUUUUCUAAAAACAAACAGCAACUACAAAAUGCAAGAAAAUAAAAUUAAAUUAAAGAGCAUUCAUAAUGACAUGAGUGUUUCCCAUGUCUUAGUAAUUAGAGCUAGAGAGGAUUUGCAAACGCAAGCUAAAAUCGAAUGAUAUACUCAACACAUGAAUGUAUUAAGUAUAUGAAUAAAUAUUAAAUAUAUAUAUAGUUUACAAUUACAAUUGUUUGAUUUAUUUCAAAUUCGAUGCGGCCGUUCUUUUUUCAGGUUUUCGGACAGCUUUUAGCGUAGAUGAAAACAAAUGAGUUUUCGAACAAAAAAUAAAAGCUAAUAAAUUGUAACCAAAAGAAACGUGACUGUCUAUGCGGUGCAUUUAAAAAUGCAAGCCGUAGUAAUAAUGAUCUUAUAUAUGGAUUCAUUUUUUUAACAUAAACAACUAAUAUUUUCAAUUAACCGAGUGUUUUCUUAUAAACUAAUUUUUUCUAAGUUUAAAAUAAAUAAAUAUUGGCGUUAGAAACAGGAAAUUGUUUCAAAUUCGUAUUUUGGCUUUUAUACAAAUACAAUUUUUUUUUUAGAUUUAAUAAUUAGUAAUGGCGUUCUUCAUCACUAAAAGCUCAUUUCUUGCUAACAUCUGCUUAUGAAAUAUAUGUAUAGAAGAAAAUGUAUUAAUACACUAUAUACCCAUCAUUCGGUUGAGUAUAUCAUUCGAUGUAUCCUCCACUUAACAAUUAGCAACAGUAAAAUCGUAUAAAUAUGACUUCAUAUGGUUUAGAAUAAAAAACGAGCAACUACACGAAUGCAGCAAGCAUAAAACUAGUUUAUAAAAUAACUGCUAAUUUUCAUUCGCCUAACUGAUUUUCCGCAAAAUCCCGUCCUAUUCCUAUCACUCGUACCCCGAAAUGUAAAAAAAGUAUUACAUUCAACUAUUAACAGCAAUCCAAUCACGCAACAAGAAAAAAUAGAAGAAAAAUGUACUACAAACAGGCCGCGUAUUAGAGUAUUCGAGUUAUAAUUAAGUAUGAAAAAUAGUGGCAUUUAUAAAAUCGUGUACAUUUUAUGAGCAUAUUAUAAAUAAUAUUUUAUUAUUAACCAACUUUCCGAUACUUCAUCGUGCAUACUUUUUUCUUGCGGAACAGGUUUUCGUUUUUUUUUUGGACAUAAAUAACUGUGUAGACAACUAGACACUGCAUAAAAAUUUAGCAAAAAUUACACGUAGGCAAAACUAAAUGUAUUUUAUAAACGUAAUUCAUUACAAACCGAAUUAGCUUAACGCAGCUCAUUAACCAUAUUAAGCAAACAGUUCAUUAAACAUUUUCAAUGCAGUUUAUACAUUUAUUUAUUGAAAUAGUUGUUGUUUGCAACGACAUGUCUGCUCUAUCUAUUAAGUCCAGACUCAUCUAACUUAUACUCGCAGUUGUAAAUAUUCAUAAUUUGUAAACAUAAUAUUUAUCAUGAAAAAAUGCUAAGUUGGCUUCCAGAAAGAGUACAUUUGCGCUAAAUAAUUCUGUGGUUAAGUAAAGCAAACCAAAUUAUGUCAAUAAUAAUUAAAUAAUUGAAGUAUAUUUUGUGAAAGUUUACAUCUCAAUUGAAUUUAAAAAAUGCCUUGGUUUUAAAAAAACGCUACCUUUCAGUUUCAACUGGCAUUCUUUAAUCAAAUAAUUCCUUUCAGCUUUAAAUGACUGCUAUUAUUACAAUAUUUCAAUAACCAUAAUUCGAUUUCCUUAAAAUUCUCUCGAAAUGAAAAAGCUAAAAAUUAUAAAACUUCCAUAUGCAUUAUUUUCGCUCUAAUUAUCUCUCCAUUGUAUAUCACAUAACUAAAAGUAAUAAAAAAUAGAAACAGUAAAUAUAUUUGUACGAAGGGGAAUAAGAUUAAAAGUAAUAACUUUUGCACAAAUUUAAAAGAAUUAAAACUAAGCUUCGAACAAAAAAAUAUCUGAACACGUAUGCGUAAUGGAAUGAAAUAAAUAAGUUUUCAAAAAAUUAAAUAAAAUUACAGAUGUGUAUGCCAAACAACUCAAUAAUAUUAAGAGACCGCGAACAAAGCAAAUAUUUGUAGUUAUAUAAAACAUAGUAAACCAAAAUAUUAGCGAAGCGCAUACGAAUAUGAAAUUUUCUUUUAUUUAAGUUAAAAAAAGGCAUUGUUACAAUUUAUUUUCAAAACCUCACCCUCAAAAAAGCUUCUUUCUUAUUAUUUUAUUUUCACUUGUUUUUUUAUUGUAAACAUUUUAUGAAAAAUUCCAAUAGAAACGCUGGCGUUUCAAAGGGAUAUUAAUAUGAAGUUUAUGUAGUAUAUGUAUAUAUUUAAAUACUGAUUCAAGGCAUUCAUAAUAUAUUAGCAAGCGUCAUACAACAAUACUCGCUCUUAUAUUCUGGAAAUAUUGCCAAGCAUGGCAUGAAUAUAUAACAAAUGCUAAAUUGACUUUUUACUUUCCGCACCAAACAGGGUUCAGUCCGCGAAAUACCAGCCCUUCACCGUAUAAAAUCCAGGUCAAUACCGGUAACGUAGAACUGGCUUUUGUUAAUUUGUCGUGUGUAGUUGCUAAAACCGGAUAAAAAGUAUUUGUUAUCUUAUUAUUCUAACGUCUCAAAAAAUUGCCGAGUGUAUUGUCUUGUAAAGAUCGGGUACACAAUUUGCUGAAUGGAAAUUUGGAACAUCAAAUUGACUUUUUUUUAUUUUAUUUCUAAUAUCUUUUUCUAAAGCGUACUGUGCAAAUUUGUGCAUAAGUACGUAGCUCGUAGAUGCAUCAUUUUUAAAUUAUACAUUUAUAUGUAUUUUAAUUAAGAGAGUUUUACAUAAUAGAUUCAUGACGAAGGAGCCUAAUGUUCAUAACAUGCUUGUGGUAAGGUGAAAAGAAGAAUCGCUUUUAAGUAGGAUCGCGUAUCCUCAACUCUUACUAUCCCUCGAUGUACACACAUUUGAAAGUAUUUGAAUAUUUUUUAAUUUUUUUGAAUCUUGUUAAAAUAUUUUUAAUUUUUUUUUGAUCUUUUUAAACACUUUAUAAUUUUUUGGAAUCUUUUUAAAUUUUUUAUUUAUAUGUAUUUUAUUUUAUUUUUAUUUUUUUUUUUUUUUUUUUUAUUUUUUCAAAUUUUAUUUUUUUAAUAUUUUUUUUAUUAUUUUAGUUUUUUUUAUAUUUUAAUUUAGUUUUUUUUUUUAAGCAAAAAGCUUUACCAAUGUGGUGGAUGGUAUACAUAUUGUAAUGUACAUAUGUAUGUAUGUAUGAUGGAAAAUAGAGGCAAUUACAUAAGUACACCAGAUUACAGUAGCGGUCGAAAUAAUAGCAACACUAAAAAAUUUGACAUACAGUUUAUUUCAUUUGCUCUCAUUUGAAGUGCAAAAGCGACAUUGGUUUUUAUCAUAUUUAUAUAGAAAUAUGCGUACUAUAACUAUGCAGUUUUGGAAGCGAAAAAAUAUAUAUAUGCUUAGUUUUAAUAAACUGAUAAUAUAUAUUUGUUUAUCCCUUACAUGAUUCCCAUAAAUUAGGCACAACAAUUUUCGACCGUCUCUGCCUUAUAGUUAUGAGCAAUUUACAAAUAAACAUACAGACAACCUAAACUGGACACUUUUAUUUGCCGUUUACUCGAUAAGACGAGAUGUUACGACAAACACAAGUAUUUACAUACUUACAUUAAAAAAAAAAAUAAUGAUAAAAAUUAAAAGAUAUAUGUUGUUUAGUUUUGAAAUGUUUUAUAAGUGAAAACUAUUGAUAUACUUAUAUAAUGAAACUCAUAUAUAAUAUGCAUUAAAUAAACAAUAAUAAUAAUUGACGAAGAAGAGGAGAAGAAAGUAAAAUGAAAUAUGAAUGGUUUGCAAUAUUAACUCUAUAUUUAAAGUUUUAAAUAAGAACGAAAUAAAAUGGGGAAAAAAAUUAAUAAAUAAAAAUAUAUAAAUGGAGUUAGAAAGACACACUCAUGCACACACAUAUGUAUAUUAAGUAGAUAUAAACAAUUUACAAUAAAAAAUAAUAUUGUAUGAUGAAAUAACGCUCUCAUUAUUAUAAAUAGUAAUAUAAACAUACAUUAACACAUGCAUGGAUAAAAACAAAAACAAAAACAUAUACAUACAUAAUUAUAUAAAAAGUAGUAGUUCAAUUAAGAUUGAAAUUAAAAACAAAAAAAAAAAAACAAAAGAGGAAAUAAA